UCACUGUGCGCCCACAUGUGGACAGGUCAGACGGGGCUAUCGGACGCCGGGUCGCUUUAUCAAAUGAAAUCUAUGCAGUUGUUGAGUAAUUUCUCUCAGACUGGUCAUCUUUCACCACAGAGGACGAGGCUCGACUGACGCAAACACCGGCAGACAUGUCGUACUGCAGGCAAGAGGGUAAAGAUCGCAUUAUCUUCGUGACCAAAGAAGACCAUGAGACACCCAGCAACGCGGAGCUGAUUGCAGAUGAUCCCAACGAUCCUUAUGAGGAGCAAGGUCUGAUCCUGCCUAAUGGAGACAUCAACUGGAACUGCCCGUGCCUGGGCGGCAUGGCCAGCGGCCCAUGUGGCUCUCAGUUCAAGGAGGCCUUUUCCUGCUUCCACUAUAGUAAAGAAGAGGUGAAGGGCUCCGAGUGCAUCGACAACUUCCGUAACAUGCAAGAGUGUAUGCAGAGGUACCCUGAGCUCUAUCCUCAGGAGGAAGAUAAAGAAAGCUCCACCCAGGCAGAGUCCAACGCUGGCGCAGACUCUGCCACCCCAACUGAGGGCUCUGCCUUAUCCCCAGAAACUGACUCUAAUCCAGCCGCUUCAACCGUCUCAUCUGAUAACACCUCACCUACAGACAACCAGUCUGCCAGCUAAAGUCAAUCAGUCUUCGUCCACAGGCUCUUGUUCUCUGUUUGCAAGCACUGCCCAGCAUAAAUGACUCUCCACUGGCCCAUUGUCUCUUCUCGGGUUUAAGCCAACAGAGAAGGCUUUGACUGACACAGCUGUGACACUCACGGGGAGUAUUUACAGGCCAUCAGAGAAAGACUUUGUGAAUGCAGAGAAACGUAGCAUAUGUACUAAAGUAUACGCUGCUUUAUUUGCAAAGAAAUAUAUGAUUUAAUGACGGCAGGCCAAGUUAUUUGCUGCAGGGACGUUAGUUGAAAGACUUUAUAUGCAAUAGAAAAUUAAUUUGCUGUGUGCUGUCACGUUUCCAAUCAGAAGAGUUGUGAAUUGACCUAUGAUGUGUGUUGUUGUUUUUAAUGUGACUGGUCAGGAUAUACUCUUAUCACUUAAUUAUCGGUUAUUAUUGAUAAUUAAAACAGCAAUCAUUAGAUUUUUUUGAUUUGAGCAAUGUUAUUCUGCUUUUCAUAGGAAUUUGCCUUGACUCAAGACAGUUUUCAUUCUUGAACAGUUCCCUUUGGUUUCCUUCUCUUGAGGGACCAAAAGACAGGUAACUGGUGAGGAAACGAGGCUAAUUUAGCACUGUUACAGUUUAUGUGCAUUGGACAUUACAUUUGAUAUUCACACAGAUUCUUGUAAUAGCGUGUGUUCACAGGGUUUCCGUCUAUAUCUGCUGCCGUAUGAACAACGCAAUUCAUUUUUUUUGACACUGUAUCUGGCCUCGACCAAAGUGGUUUGUCCAGUUUAACUAUCUCUGCAUAAAUGUCCUUGUCUUUGUCUCAGCACUGUUUAGAGUGUCCAGUUGGAUGCUACGGUCACCAUUUAAUGUCAUACAGGCCUUAAAGGACUUGAUGAUAAUUCUCAAACAUGUUCAGAUUAAAAUGAUUGUGGAACAAUUUAAA
Molecule: messenger RNA, 1570 nt
Organism: Thunnus maccoyii (southern bluefin tuna)
Lineage: Eukaryota; Metazoa; Chordata; Actinopteri; Scombriformes; Scombridae
Gene: chchd4a
Product: coiled-coil-helix-coiled-coil-helix domain containing 4a
Exons: 3
Coding region: 156-641 (161 amino acids)
Biological process (GO): protein import into mitochondrial intermembrane space
Cellular component (GO): mitochondrial intermembrane space
Molecular function (GO): protein-disulfide reductase activity
Source: RefSeq, a predicted model, not a curated record